This is a messenger RNA of Westerdykella ornata, 2155 nucleotides long. RefSeq lists its product as uncharacterized. The transcript is spliced from 2 exons. Bases 447 to 1724 code for a protein of 425 amino acids. The record is from RefSeq and is a predicted model, not a curated record. NCBI's taxonomy places the organism in Eukaryota, Fungi, Ascomycota, Dothideomycetes, Pleosporales, Sporormiaceae.
GAUCCAACGGGCGGUCCAAGGGUCCCGCAUCGACGUCAUGUGACCUUACUCUCUGCAUGCCCAGGUGUGCGCCUGCAGCAGCAGCUCUCACAUGCAAUCGAACGACUCUCUGAACCACAUACCAUCUACCUGGCGAAGCUACUCUCUCACUUCCCUGCCACAACUUCCUUGCGCACGCCGACAGUAGCUUUGCAUCGCUCAAUUGGAGAGCUGCGGAUGGUCAACGCCAAACAAGGAGACGGUCAGGAAGAGCGGAGCAGAUCCCGUGGGCAGACGGCAGCCUAGUCGCAUACUUACACCAGCUGCCCGUUCUCGGCGUUUGCUUCAUCGUACUUGUCUGAGUCUCCUCCAUCUUUCUGCUUGCAGCAUCGCAACCUCUCGCGCCCGUUUCGCCUCGCAUCGCGUUGGCUAUUUGCAUCCACCAGCGCCGUGUGCAGGCUUCGGACAUGGCCCAGCAGCUGUCCUGGACAUACGAUCCUCACGACGUCGCAACUCUGAUCGUCUUCCUUCCAGAUGGCACCUCCAAGCGCAUCACCAACCUUCCCGCCGGCCUGAUACGCUGCACAUGCCCCGUGCUUGCAGAAGCUCUCAGCGAUGGGCCCCAAGGCCGCCGCCAGGCAGGCAUCGACGUCAGGUCCGAGGACAUUGUGCACGGCCUGAUGCGCUAUCUGCAAUGGGGCGACUAUCUCACCCCAGCAGAGAGAGAUCAAGCGUCUCCUUCGCUCCUCAAGCACGCCGAAAUGUCAAAGGUGGCCCAGGACUUCGACCUCCCGAGGCUCAGGGUGGCUGCGCGUAUGCACUUCUUCAGCAACACUGAACUGGCCUGCUGCGUUCCUUGCCCUCCCGCCGACCUGUGUGAGACGAUUCGAUUCCUCUAUCGAUAUCCCACGGCUGGUCCUGAGCUGCUUGACUGUCUUCUGAACUACUGCGUCUCGUGCUUUGCCUACCAUGACCUGGGUGCCAAUGCAGGAUUCCGCCAAGUCGCGUAUGAGAUUCCCGAAUUCCAUCGUGCUCUGGUUCAGACCAGUUUCAAGCGUGGUCUCAUUGAUGAAGGUGCUUCCGCCAUCAUGCAACUUCCUGUUUGUGAAAACACACCCCUCUCCGUGGAGAUCGAAACCCGUGAUUUGCAGUCCGAGCACUAUGCACAUGGCUGGUACGACACUGAACCUGACCGCCUUGACAGCACUGACACGGACGGCGAUGCAUUCGGCAGCCUUCGUACGAAGAGGCGCAAGACGCUCACUCAAAGCGAUUUCAAUUUCGCCCUCGUUCGUCGGUUCAAGAAAGACGGUGCCGGUCAAGGAGCUGGUGUCUAUUCGGACAGCGACCUCUCCAGUGCCGAGGAAGGUUUCACGCUCGUGCACCGCCCAAACGUCACUCGCGAAUUCGAUGAUCACGCUGAUACUUCGAACGUGUCCAGCAUGAGCGCGGUUGGAGAGGGUGGUGCGAGGGCUGCUGAAACCGCCUAUGACUCCGCUGAUGAAGGUGAUGAUGAGGGCUUCAGCGAGGAGUCUGGCCCUGAUGAGUCGGACGAUGCCGCAUCCGUCGUAGAUGUGCCGCAGCAUCCGGCGCCCAAUACUCUAGUCUUCGAUCCUGACCUUCUCGCUGCAUGCGCCAGGUUACAACUUGAGUGUUCCGCUCCAUCCACUCCCAAGGUCAUCUCAGCGCCAAUUCCUUCGACUGACGUAGAUGACGGAAACAGCUCCUCGUGGUCUCUGGUUUGAAUCCAGGAACUGGCUCCAGAUUCUGUCUGGCGAAUCCAGGUAUCACACCCGUCUCAUUAUUUCAAAGCAUGCCGGUUGUGGAUUGUAGGUAACUGUUUCGGUUAUGGAUAAGGAUAGGGUAUCAGCACGGCGUCCUGGGGAGUCUUCAAUCUACAACCGGAUUCAUCUGGGGGCGGCGUGUUGCAAUGCGCGAUGGUUACAAAAGGAAAAUGGAUUGUAUAACAAUCCGAUGAUGAGAUCAUUGGUUAUGCCUAACGGAUUCUUACGCUAUGGGAUAUGGUAUCCGUGGAGUCUCGGUAUCAACAUCCAGUCUUUUAUCGGCUAUCUCUAGCUUAUUAGACUUGAUCCUGGCUGGAGCUAGGAUGUGGUCUAGGGGCUGGUUACAUCUCAGGACUCGAAUAUUUUAGCUGCAGCAAAGCAAUGCAAUUGAG